Molecule: messenger RNA, 4502 nt
Organism: Erinaceus europaeus (western European hedgehog)
Lineage: Eukaryota; Metazoa; Chordata; Mammalia; Eulipotyphla; Erinaceidae
Gene: ANKAR
Product: ankyrin and armadillo repeat containing
Exons: 24
Coding region: 141-4478 (1445 amino acids)
Molecular function (GO): protein binding
Source: RefSeq, a predicted model, not a curated record
AGCAACAGGUUCAAUCCCCAUUGAGUGGCCUUUGGAGACACGGCCCUCUUUCCCGCAUCAAAGACAGAGCAGCUCUCCUCUCCUGAACAAGGAAAUCCUUUGCAAAAACUUCAAAAAGGACACACUAGGUUUCAUUAGAAAUGUUAAGAUUAACCAAAAAAGGAUUACCAAAGUUUGACCAAACUCAAGAUGAACAAACCUACCUGGAGAAUUUAGCAGUACAGAGAAAUGCUACAGUUUUCUUUGAAAAAUUUGAUCGGAGUGAAAUUCAAGAGUUGCUGACCACUGCGCUCGUUAACUGGUUUUUUUCCAGGGAAGACAUCCGCUCUCAGUUAGACACCCCGUACGGAAUGAUGAGUCAGAUGAAUAACGUGGGCUUCUCCACGGCAAUCCUACUAACUCCUGUGGACUCCACCGCUCUCUUGGAUUACAGAGAAGUCCAUCAGAUCAUCAGGGAGAUGGCUGUCGGAAUUUAUUGCUUAAAUCAAAUUCCUUCCAUCAGUUUAGAAGCUAAUUAUGACCAGAGUUCUUCGUGUCAGUUACCGCCAGCUUAUUAUGAUACCAGAGUUGGGCAGAUUCUGAUCAAUGUUGACUAUAUGCUGAAGGCGCUCUGGCAUGGAAUCUAUAUGCCUAAGGAGAAGCGAACCCGGUUCUCUGAGUUAUGGCGUGCCAUUAUGGACAUUGAUCCAGACGGGAAACCGCAAACAAAUAAAGAUAUUUUUGCAGAGUUUAGUUCAGCAGGCAUGAUUGACAUUACAAAGGAUCCAGACUUUAAGGGGAUCUAUGAUGAAGACAUGAAUGAAGACCCAACAUAUAGUCCCAACAGUCCUGAGGAAAAGGCUAUUUUUAUGAAGUACGCUGAAAACAUUAUGCUGAAGCUGACAUUCAGUACCACACAAGUUCAACAGCAUGAAAAUGUUUUUAUAUUUGAAACGGGCUAUUGGCUUACCAAUGCUGUAAAAUACAAUCAGGAUUAUCUUGACAUCUGUACCUACCAGAGGCUACAGCAAAGGCUCUAUCUUCAAAAAAAGAUGAUUCAGAAGCACUUUGAAAAGAAAACGGAAAUCAGAAGAGCCCUAGGCUACUUAAAAUUAGUGUGCUUUCUGACACCAUUUAUGUUGAGCUUAAAAAAGAAGAUGAAAGUACCAUAUUUAAAUAGUCUGCUUCAGCCUUUUUCAGAUGACAAGGUCAAGACAGAGCGAGAAUUGCCUCCAUUUAUUUAUGGACGAGAUUUUAAAUGCCAGAAUUUUCACUACAAAGAGGAUCAGUACUUUCAUGUUCAUGGGGGAAUUGAAUUCGAUAUCAGCACUCCUUCGAUUGAAAAUGCCUUGGACGACUUCAAGAACAAUUUAGAAAGAAUACGAGAUUGUGCUGCUAACACAUUCGUGGAAGAUGCAGGCUACAAAGAAUAUUACUCAAUUCCAGUCAUGGAAUUUAAUGGGAAAAGCUACUAUGUCAUCUAUUUUGAACUUGAAACCUUCUAUCAGCAGCUAUAUAAGACGCAGUGGUGGGGAGCCAUCAAUGAAAUAAUGAACAAUCUGAGGCCUAAAAGACUUCCACUGACAGAUGCUCAAUUACACGAGCAAUUCAAGAAAAAAUUUGGUUUCAAAAAAGCUAUUAAAUGCAAGAGCAUCCCCUUCGGCAUGAAGUCUGCUGUUGAAAGAGGCUUAUCUGCUGUGUUUCAUACAUUCAGCCGUAAAACCUCAAGCUCCACCAUCAACGUCUCCGAUGAGGCCGGCUACACCAUCUUCCACCACGCCGCUCUGCACAACAGAGUCUCCAUUAUCUGCCAGCUGUGCAACUCCAACUUCAAUGUCAACCAGAGGCGCUUUGUCACGUCCAACCAAGACUCAGCUAAAAUGGACACGAAGAAAGAAAGAAAUGGUCCGACUCCGAUACACCUGGCGGCUCAGGCAUGCGCCUUAGAAGCCAUCACGUACCUGCUUUGUUACAAGGCUGACUACACGCUUUCUGAAAAAAGAGGCUGGAUGCCGAUUCACUUUGCUGCCUUCUAUGACAAUAUCUGUAUUAUCAUUGUUCUCUGUAGGAAGGACCCGAGCUUGCUGGAAGUUGAGGCAACAGCGGAGAAUCAGUGCACCCCACUGUUACUUGCUGCCACGUCAGGAGCCAUGGACACUAUUCAGUACCUGUUUUCUCUUGGGGCUAACUGGAGAAAGACAGAUAACAAAGGAAAUAAUAUCAUCCAUUUAUCAGUGUUAUCUUUCCACACAGAAGUUCUCAAGCAUAUAAUAGAAUUAAAUCUUCCUGAACUCCCAGUCUGGGAAACUUUAGUAGAAAUGUUGCAGUGUGAAAGCUAUAAACGGAGGAUGACCGCUGUCAUGGCCCUAGAAGUCAUCUGCUUAGCAAAGAAUGAUUACUGGGAAAAAAUCUUGGACGCAGGCACCAUUCCUGCCCUCAUCACUCUGCUGAAAGGCACCAGAAUCAAACUGCAGUGCAAGACGCUCGGGCUGCUGAGCAACAUCUCCACGCACGGGCGCGUGGUGCGGGCCAUAGUGGGGGCGGGAGGCGUUCCCGCCCUCAUCAGCCUGCUGGUUUCGGAUGAACCUGAGCUCCACUCCCGAUGUGCUGUCAUUCUCUUCGAUGUCGCGCAGUUUGAAAAUAAGGACCUUAUUGCCCAAUAUAAUGGAAUCCCAGCUCUGAUAAACCUCUUGAAGCUGGACAUCGAAAGCGUGCUGGUGAACGUGAUGAGCUGUAUACGUGUGCUGUGUGUGGGGAGUGAAACCAAUCAGAGAGCCAUGAAAGAGCACAAAGGCAUCCACUACCUUAUCUCAUUUCUCAGUUCUGACUCAGAUGUGCUGAAGGCCGUAUCUUCUGCUACCAUUGCUGAGGUUGCCCGGAACAGCAGGGAGGUGCAGGACGCGAUCGUGAAGGAGGGAGCCAUCCCCCCCCUGGUGGCCCUCUUCAAAGGGAGUCAGCUUAGUGUCCAGGUGAAGGGCGCCAUGGCGGUGGAGGCCCUGGCCAAUUUCAACCCUCGAAUCCAGAAAGCCUUUCUGGAGAAGUCGUUAACUAAAUAUCUUUUAAAACUCCUCAAGGCUUUUCAAAUAGAUGUUAAGGAACAAGGAGCUGUGGCACUUUGGGCCUUGGCAGGACAGACUUUGAAACAGCAAAAAUAUAUGGCAGAACAGAUUGGGUACAACUUUAUAAUCAAUAUGCUUUUAUCAUCGUCAGCAAAAAUGCAGUAUGUUGGUGGCGAAGCAGUCAUAGCUUUAAGUAAGGACAGCAGGAUACAUCAGAAUCAAAUAUGUGAAGGGAAUGGCAUUGCACCAUUGCUCCGUUUGCUGAGAAUCAGUAAAAUUGCUGAAGGCACACUUUUGAGUGUCAUCAGAGCAGUAGGGUCCAUUUGUAUUGGUGUGGCCCAUACAAGCAACCCCACCAGUCAGCAAUACAUCGUGGAGGAGAACGGCCUGCCCAUACUUAUACGGCUCCUGAGAAACCACCCUUCUCCUCACAUCAAGGUUGAAGUGGCCUUCUCCCUGGCGUGCAUUGUCCUGAGGAAUGACCAGCUACAGUUUGAGCUGCAGAAGAGUGAAGGGUUUGAGUACAGCGAUGUCCUUAACCUUCUUCACUCACAAGAAAAGGAUAUUCGCUUAAGGGCAGGCUAUGCCUUAACUCUUUUUGCCUUUAAUAAUCGCUUUCAACAAUACUUAAUACUGGAGAGUGGGAUGAUGACGCUGUCCAUUUUUGAACCUUUUCUUCAAUCAACAGUUGAAACUGAGAAGGCCAUGGCAGCUUUUCAGAUUAUUAUAUUGGCUAAAGUCAUUAUAGAUGUGGACCACAUUACUUUGUCAGCAAGAGGCGUUAAUAUUUUAGUUGAGAGUCUGUAUUCAGUUCAUUCCACUACUAUUAUCUUGACAGGGAAUUUGAUAGCUAGCUUGUCUCAUUCUAGAGCUGGCAUUCCAGAAGCAUUUACUACAUUAGGGACUAUUCAACGGCUCUGCUAUCAUUUGUACUCAAGAAUCGAAGAGGUUCGGACAGCUUGCUCCUGUGCCCUUGGCUACUUAACUUACAAUGCUAAUGCUUUCCGUAUCCUGCUAAAGGAAUGCAGGAAUAGGCCAAAUCAGUUCUGCCGGCUAUCAAAUAAUAUCAGCAGAGACGCAAGUAUUAACCCAGCAUUUUUAAAGGAAUUCCAGUUGCAGCAAAGAGUGGGGCUUCCUUCCUUAAGUCUGGAGAAAAACGGAGGCCCAUCCAUAAUUCCUGUCUUUAAAAAAGGAAAAGAACACCGGAGAAAAUUAAAGCCUAAAAUUCAGCCAGCAGACUCUCUGACUUUAAUACCUCCUGUAACUAACUUCAUGGGACUCUUCAAAACAACAAAAAAGACUACUGUGACUCACAACGCGUUUUCCUUCUCAUCUGCAAUCUCGUCAGAUAUCAUAAAUGUGUCACGACCAAGAAUAGUAUUUUUGAGUGACCUUGGGAAAAAUGUUCAGAAAACUAACGUGGAGCCGGCGGAAGGCUAAUAAAGGCAUUUCAAUAUGAAAGGA